AUCAGAGUCAGUGCCGAGGGGGGGGAGGGGGAAGGAGGGUGGCUGCCCGUGAACUGCCCAGAGCAUUGGCAUCAGAAACAGACCCUGGUAGGAUAUUUAGUGCUGUACAUUAGGAGCGGCGCGACAUGAUGUGCGACAUUUAUUGCCCCACCCUGGCAGAUCGAAUCCAAACGAGAGGCCUUCUGUCACGAGCUUGUACCACCACACGUAACGGUGGCGACGCGAGGUGAGGAGGCUCGCAUGAGACGGGACGGGACGGGACGGGAGCUCCUCCACCUCCCUACCGCUGGUGGUCUAAGUUUACUACCGUGCGUGCCGCACUUCGACAGUGUUUCCAAACAGCGCAAGUCUAGUAGCGCUAGUAGUAGGCAUCAACACUGCUAGUACUGGUACUACUUGUACUAUCAGUCCCGUAUCCCAGCAUCCAGACGACAACCCCAGCACCUCCCACAACAAUGAUGAUAACCGUCAAUCCGCCUUCAAUUCUUCCCACCGCCGGCGGCGGCGGGUCGGGCGACGAGCAGUCAGAUUUCAGCGCGUGGCUGGGCGUCGCGGGGUACGGCGAGGGCGACGUGCGCGAGAUAGUCUCCAAGACCCUGCACGGGACGCGCGGCGACUCGCUUUCACAGUCACAGUCACAGUCACAGUCACAGUCACAGUCGGAGAGCGACUUCAGCUCGUGGCUGGGCGCGGCGGGGUACAGCGAGGGCGACGUGCCCGAGAUAGUCUCUGAGACGCUGCACGGGUCGCGGCACGACCCGGCGUGCGAGAACUGGGAGGAGGUGGAGCGCCUGUGCGACGCCAUGGACCAGUGGGGCCCGCACGAGCGCAUCACCAUGCUCGAUAUCGUCCCGUGCGGGCCCGAGGAGGAGGACGUUGGUGACCGCGAUGUGGUGUACCUGGUCUCUGGGACUGCGACUAAUAGCGGGUACGCGGCGGGAGCAGGAGCGGCGGGAGCUGCCGCAAGCGCGUUGUGUGAGGAAGGGGAGGAGGACGAGACGAAGAGUCGGCUUCGGCUUUCGAGAGCGUCAGGGCCGAUUGUUGAUAGCCGCUCCAGCACCAGCAGCGCCGUCAGCGCCAGCACCAGCAAUUUCACCACCAGCAGCAGCAGGAGCAGCAGUCUCCUACGCAGCAGCAGCUCCCUUAGGAGUAGCAGCCCUCUUGGCAACAGCAGUCGCAGCGAGGCAGGACUGCCGAGGAUAGCGAGCUGGGGAUCUUUCGUCAAGGCACCCGCUUGUACCACCCAUACUAUCACCCGCACUUGCAGCAGCGCCGACACUCAACCCACAGCUUUGCGCCACGCGGCAGCCAGCCCGGAUCACGCGCAAGCCAGCAGUGGCGGUGGGACCAGCGCGGCGGCGGCGAGCAGGCUGUCGUUCAGCGGGCCGUUGCAACCGGUGCGCAAGCUCACAGGCCUGGGCGGGCGCCGCGGCAGAGGCACUGGCACUGGUGCCAAUGGCACCGCGACCGGCAGUACCAGCAGCAGUACUUGUACUAGUCCCAUUUCCGCUGCCGCUUCCAUUGCUGCAGAGAGCAGCAGGCUCCCUGGCAGGAGCUGCUCCCCCACGCCCCUCUCUCCCCUCUCGCCCCUCUCGCCGUCCCCCCGACUACCUGCGGGAAGACGACCAGUACUCGCCUCAGGUGGUGCUUCAGGCGCUUCAGGGACCCUUGCCGGAUCCCCGCUCCAGAUGAACCUGUGCCGUGCGGCAACAUCGAAUCCGGGGGAGCUGGGCGCAUUCGGCGUGUCAAGUGCAGCAGACAAGCUGGUUCUUGCCGUGGCGUCCAGUACCAGCAGCACGAGCCUUCCUGCGACCGCUGUCAGCUCCCCUGUCGGCAUCUUCCCCAGUCCCAGACUGUUUUCGAGAGGGCUCCUGGCUGCUGCGGCUUCAAUCAGCUCCGAGGAAUGCGUGCAGCACGGCAUGAAACACGGCAUGAGAGUCGCCUCAGAAGGAGGUAGCAAAGACGCCGGUCAUAGGAAGCUCGCCAGCAGGUGGGUGUCCAUGGGGCUAACCGAGAAGAGCGCCAAGAUCCGUGUGGAUCUCCCCGGUACUGACGGUGGUAGUGGAGGGGAGAGAGGUGGUGCUGUUGGCGACGUUGACACAGCUGUGUCGUACCUAGAUGCUGUGGGUGCGACGGUGACCCAUGUUGAGCUGGUGUUGGACGAGGGAGGGGAGGAGUGCGCCGCCCUGUUCUUGUCUUGUCAGCCGCCUCUGGUGUUGGUGGGUGAUGCUGCAGCAAUAGCAGCAACACCAGCACCAGCACCAAUAGCAGUGGCACCAGCAGUGACAGCAGCAGCAGCGGCAGUAGCACUAGCAGCAGCAGGGGUGAUACCAGCAGUGACGGCAGCAGCAGCGGCAGCAGCAGCAGUGCCACGAGCAGUGACGGCGGCAGCAGCAGCAGUGCCACGAGCAGUGACGGCGGCAGCAGCAGCAGUGCCACGAGCAGUGACAGAGGUAGUAGCGGCAGCAGCACCAGCACCAGCAGUGACGGCAGCAGCAGCAGGACUGGGGAUGGAUGAGGCUACAAAGCCUGGGGGAGGUGAGAGGGAAUAUGGCAUUGUAGGGGAUGCUGCUGCUGCUGCUGCCGCCGCCGACGCCGCCGCCGCUGCUCCUCUGGCCGUUGUGCUGUGCAGGAAUCGGUUGGACCAGCGUCAGAUUGUUUCUCACCAUACUGAUCCCUUCCUCUGCUCCUAGCUGAAGCCAGGAUGCUGUGGCUGUUCCUUCUCAGUUUGAAGCAUGUGCCUGUGCGCUGCAUCACAUGCCUCUACAGUACAGUUACCUAUCCAUCAACAUCCUUGUGUUAUACCUAUGAAGUGGACAUGUGUUCUCAUCUCCUGAAAAACGAGCAUGCAAUCUUCAUGGAGCAUAUA
Messenger RNA from Closterium sp. NIES-67, 2869 nucleotides. The record is from the annotation of a GenBank genome assembly. NCBI's taxonomy places the organism in Eukaryota, Viridiplantae, Streptophyta, Zygnematophyceae, Desmidiales, Closteriaceae.